AAAUACGCAUGCUGCGCGCAGGCCACCGCGCGCCCGUGCUCAUCGCCGGCGGCGGGCCCGUCGGGCUCACGCUUGGCCUGCUCCUCGAGCACGUAUACAAGGUUCCCGUGGACAUCAUCGACCGGCAGCUCUCGCCCACACACCACCCGCAAGCCCAUUUCAUGAACCUGCGCUCGAUGGAGAUCUUGCGCACGCACCUGCCCGUGCUGCACGACCGCGUCCUCGACCACGCCGCGCCGCCGCACCAAUGGCGCGACUACGUCUACUGCGCCCGCGUCAUGGGCAACGAGCUCGCGCGCGUCGACCAGUUUGGCCCGAGCAUUCGCCACCCGCCCGCGUCGCCCGGCUUCCGCAACGAGCUCAGCGAGAGCUUGCACCUCUUGUCGCCGACGCAGCCCGUGCACUUUCCGCAGCACAAGUUUGAAGACCUCUUGAGCGCGUACGCAACCGAGGCCGGGCUCCGCUUCCGCCGCGGCGUCGAGCUCACGCGCCUCGAGACGACGCGCAGUGACGGGCUGCGCGUGGCGCUGCGCAACGUGCAAUCGGGGGCCACGGAAGAGCUCGAGUACGCGUACGUCAUUGGCUGCGACGGCGCCCACAGCAAGGUGCGCGCGGCCGUCGGCGUGGCCAUGGAAGGCUCGUCCAGGCUCCAGAGCCUCGUCAACGUGCAUUUCACGAGCCACAAGCUUGCCGAACAUGCGCGCACGUGCCCGGCCAUGCUCUACUUUGUGUUUAACCACUCGGUCAUUGGGGUCUUGAUCGCGCACGACCUCGAGAAGGGCGAGUGGGUUUUUCAAAUCCCGUGUUUUCCGUCCAAUCCCAAGAAGCCGCUCGCCGAGUACUCGACAGCAGCCUGCGACACGCUCAUUCGCGCGGCAGCCACCGCGUCCGGCGCGGCCUCGCUCGACGUCGACAUCCACUCUAUCGGCUACUGGGAGAUGCAGGCGCAGGUCGCCGCCACGUACAGUGCGGCCGACGACCGCGUCUUCUUGGCUGGCGACGCCGCGCACCGGUUCCCGCCCGCUGGUGGCUUUGGCAUGAACACGGGCAUCCAGGAUGCGCACAACCUCGCGUGGCGGCUCGCGCGGCACGUGCACGGGUCGCCGACGUCGCUGCGUCAGUACUCGGCCGAGCGCCAGCCGAUCGCCAAGGCCACGACGUCGCUGAGUCUCCAGAACUUUGAGCGGACGCUGCGGGUGCCAAGCGCGCUCCACGUCUCGUAUGCGUCGGCGCAGCAGCUGGAAGCCGCGACGCACUCGUCUCUCUUCCAACUGCUACCGUCCAGCGUGCGCCAGUCGGUCGUCUCGUCGGCGCUGGCGGCCGGGUCGGCGCACCUCCGGUCGCUCGAAGACGCGGCGUCGAGCAUGGGCGCGCACCUUCGCCGCCGCGUCACCGAGAUUGUCCAGCGGCGCAAGGCCAUUGGGAUGCUCUUUUUCAAGUGGGAUCUGGGCUACGUCUACAACGCGCCGUUCCCGGACGCCACCGACGCGGCCCUCGAUGCGUCGCACGAGUUCAAUUCCCCCAACGGCUUUGUUCCUGCAAUCCAAGUCGGCGGCCGCCUCCCGCACAAGUGGCUGCGAUGGACCGACACGGACGCCGUCGUCUCGACACUCGACUUGCCGCACUUGAUGGCCGCCUCGAAGGGCACGCCCGAGUACGUGCUUUUGGUGCUCGACACUACGGUGCCGUCUCUCUCGGUGCCCACAGUCGUUGUCGGCGCGUCGGCGACGUUUGUCGAUGCGACCGAGUCGCUUGGCCCCGACGUCGCAGCGCUGCUCGUGCGCCCCGAUGGUCACAUUGCGCAGGUGUGGGCCGCUGCCACCGACGUCACGCAGGCCGCCAUCGACGCUGCGAUUGCCACCACUUAGAGUCAACCGUUCCAUAUCCAUCGACGCGACGAUAUGUAAGAAGAGAGUGUGCGCGGUUGUCA
Messenger RNA from Saprolegnia parasitica CBS 223.65, 1930 nucleotides. RefSeq lists its product as hypothetical. Gene Ontology annotation, molecular function: FAD binding. The transcript has 7 exons. The coding region runs from base 9 to 1868 and encodes 619 amino acids. The record is from RefSeq and is a predicted model, not a curated record. NCBI's taxonomy places the organism in Eukaryota, Oomycota, Saprolegniomycetes, Saprolegniales, Saprolegniaceae.